CACCACGUCACCGUUAACUCGGCAGCUCCCCUGUCCAUCGGUGAUCCCCCAACAAGUAGGAGCCUUCUCCUCCUCCUCGCCGCCAUGGCGACGGCCAUCCGGGAGUGUGCGAGCGUUGCGGCGGCGGCGGCGGCGCCGUGGGCCGACAUGGAGACGGACUGCCUGGUGCACGUCUUCCGGCGCCUGGACCUCGAGGACCUGGCCGCCGCGGCCCCGCUCGUGUGCCGCGGGUGGCGCCGCGCGGCUGCCGACACGUCCCUGUGGCGCGCGCUCGACCUGCGCCGCGACCACGUCGCGCGCUUCAUGCCGUGGGGCGCGCUCGCGGCGGCCUUCGCGCGCCGCUACGGCGUCGAGCGGUUCACCUUCGCCGGGCUCCUCAGGCUCUGCGUCGCGCGCGCCGGGGGAUCCGCCGCCGAUCUCGCGCUCCCGCCGCUGCUCGCGUCGCCGGCCGCCGACCUCGACCACAUUUCGAUCCGCUGCCCGACACUGCGACGGCUGGCGCUCCCGCAGGUGCCGUCCUGCGACGAGGCGCGCCUGCCGGAGCUCAUCCCGCGGUGGCCGCUUCUGGAGCACCUCGAUCUCGACGCCAAGCCGUCCUCCUGCUUCCCGGCUCUCGCCGCGCAGCUCGCGCUGCACUGCCCAAACUUCACCAGCCUCAAGAUCUCCGGGGCCAUCAAGCCGGAGGACGCCGCGGCCCUGGCGAGCUCCCUGCCCAGGCUCCGGUCGCUGUGCCUCGACAGGUCCUACCUGCCCAAGCAACAGCUGCUCGCCAUCCUCUCCGGCUGCGGCGAGCUGCGGGAGUUCAGCGCGCGGAGUUGCGUCGGGUUCGACGACAAGGACGAGGAGGUGACGAAACGAGGGGCCAGGAUAGAGCGGUUCGAGACCGGAGGGUCCAGGCUGGUCGACGAGCUGGAGGACGAGUUGGCCGGCGGCGACGAGUUCUGCAACUCCUCCUACGUCGACGUGAUGUGAUCUGGUCUGCUCGUGGUGCACAACUGCACAUGUAUCGUACUAGCCUAGCUAGCGAUAGGGAGAUAGUUUAGUGUAAUGUGCAAUCGGGCUUGGAUUUUUAUGGGUAUAAUUUAAAAGUAGUCAAUUAUUAAUUUAUUAUUGGUGUAUUUGUGCUUGAUUGAUUGCUAGAGAAGUUACUUCUAUGGUUGAUAA
Messenger RNA from Phragmites australis (common reed), 1164 nucleotides. Its product is annotated as F-box/LRR-repeat protein At3g48880-like. The transcript is spliced from 2 exons. NCBI's taxonomy places the organism in Eukaryota, Viridiplantae, Streptophyta, Magnoliopsida, Poales, Poaceae. The record is from RefSeq and is a predicted model, not a curated record. Gene Ontology annotation, molecular function: protein binding. Bases 85 to 972 code for a protein of 295 amino acids.